Rattus norvegicus (Norway rat) is the source of this 23409-nucleotide messenger RNA. NCBI's taxonomy places the organism in Eukaryota, Metazoa, Chordata, Mammalia, Rodentia, Muridae. The record is from RefSeq and is a predicted model, not a curated record.
GCAGACUGUAAUAAAAAUACAGUGUAUGAAGAAUUGUUUAAAAAACCAAUAAAUACAAAAAAGUUCACAAAGACUUUCUUUAAGACAAUCUACAGGAUUCUUCCCCUGCCUUUACACCCCCUAGCCAGUCCGUACAUGCCUCAGCGACUCUCCAUGUGUCUGUUGAACAGAGCUCACUUCCUGGCACUUUGAUAAUUUCUAACCACAUCAUACAAAGCAAGUUAUCAGAGCACAGUCAUAUAUGUGCAUUUAGAUUGGUGGGGAAAAUCAAUCACUUGAUUUCCUAUUAAUUUGCCUAUUAGUCUUUUUCCUUGUUUAUUUUUCCAAAGCCCCCUUUUUUUGUUACUUUGUCUUUAAGGCUAUGGGUAGGUACAUAGCAGAUGCAUCCAACGCACUGUUAAUAUUUUAACGAGAAUCUCAAUGGCAGCGGACUUACUUAUUUUAUGUUUAACAUACUCGCCUAUCUCUCUCUCUCUCUCUCUCUCUCUCUCUCUCUCUCUCUCUCUCUCGUAAAUUCUGAGAUGUAGAUUGUGGUAAUCGGGAUCUUGACUGGAAAGGAUCAAUUAGAGAUCACUUGUCUGGGUGGGACAUUGUGGCACCUAAUCCCGGCACUUGGGAGCUGAAGCAGGCAGAUUGCAAGUUCAAGGCUAGCUUGCUUGCCUGAGCUACACAGCAAGUUUUGCACAGGUUGGACUGUACUGAAAAAUCUGAUCUUUAAACUAAGCAAGCGAGCGAGCGAGCGAGCGAGCGAACAAAGGCAAACAACCACAGCAACGAAACCCAGAAAAUUAAAAUCAAAACAACAAUUUAAGAGUGUUAAUAUGUAUUUAAUCAAUCGGCUGGUCUGUAUUCCUUCCAUACUUUAUGAAUCUGGAUGUUAUCAAUGUCCCAGAAGAAUGCAGAAUUAAAAAGAGACACUCUCAGAGUUCUUAUUAGAAGGCCAGUGCUGUGUUGUACCUCAGUAGGACCAAAUAUACUGUGUCCUCUUCCAUAAUCCUGCUGCUGGGGUGCUGGGCAGCCACCUCGGUUGCUACGGUGCUUGCCACACAAGCAUGAGGAUAUAAGUACAGAUUCCGAGAGACCACAUCAAAGUGGGCAUGGCUGUGUACACCUGUAGUCCCCGUGUCCUGGCAGUGAGCAUGCAGAGAUUAAACAGAGCUCAGGAUUCACUGGCAAGGAUGCCUAGCUGAAAGCUGGUGAGGUUUGUGUCCAGUAGGAGACUCCGUAUUGAAGGAACAGGAAAUAAGGAAUACAGCGGUAAGCGGGAUGCCUCAUGUUCUCCUAUGCCCCUCCCUCCACUCACACUACAGAGCUAAGCUUACAAACCCACAGACCUAAGUGAACUAUCCAGAAUUGGGGUGGUAGGUAAUCAAAAUCUCAGUCAGUCUUUAAAGACUUGGGAAUGAAACCAAAGGGAAGAAAAGAAAGGAUUUCACCUUCCCCAGAUUUAGGAGGGUGUGGUGUCAUGGGCUACGAGUAGUUUGACAUGUGCUGUCCUGUAUGGGAGUCCAGAGUCCAACCUCCAUGGAGGUCAAAGCACUGGACCUCAGAAAAGAAGCCUGGCUCCAGUGGCACCGUUCUCUUUGGUAUUCAUGUCCUUGCUGCUUGUAGCAGGGAGAGACUCCUUGAGAAGUGUCGAAUGUGCCAAAUUUAAAAUCUCCGAGGUAGCAGUUUCUGCCUUUAAAAUAUUCCUCAGCUUCUCCCCCGAGUGCUUCCUGUUCAUCUCUCGAUGUUUGAAUCUCUACAGGAAUUCUGACUCUGCCACAGCACCUUGGACCCAAGAAUACAUCUCAAGUUAUGCUUCCGUAUUCUUUUAAUUUUUCUAAAAAAAAAAAAAAAUUCUGCAUGCUCAGCACUUUGGAGACUCAUCUAUUUCACAAACGCUUGAGUAAAUUUAAUUGUGCAGUGUUGAAAGCCCUUCCUCGACACAUUGUCGUUCAUUAAUAACAGAGGGAGCCAUGGGGCGUGGUUAUUAUUAAAGACACCUUGGAUUCAUGCAAACCCACCCUUCGAACGAAUUUGGUAACGUCCACAUUCUAGCUCACAAGACCUAGAUUUGAAGGUCAGUGCUCUUAUCGUCCUGUUGAUCAAAGCUCUUAGUCAUUAUUAACCGUCUUGGUUCCCACCAGUAAGAUCUCGGAGUGGUGGCACGAUGACACUCAUUUCUAUUGCUUCCUAUCCUGCACUGUUAGAAUGCCAGUGGCUAAAAGAGACGAUCAGGAGACCUGCGAAAGCCAGAGACUAUGAAAAGUAUGAAUGUGAGGAAAUGUCUGUGUGUCUAUGUGAAUGCGUUCAUGUGCAUGCGUGUGCCACAUGUGGGCAUGCGUGUGUGUGUGUGUGUGUGUGUGUGUAUGUGUGUGUUAUAUGUAUGUGUGCGUAUGGGUGCAUUUGCUCAUACAUGCAUAAGUGGAGACCAGACAUAAGCUGUAUCACCAAGUCUUGAUUUUAUGCAAAUGUGGGGGAUCCAAACUCAGGUCCCCAUUCUGGCACAACAAAGCCUUUACUCACUGACCCAUCCCCCUAACCCCUGCCUUGACUCUCGAUUAUGAACGACUGUGAAAGACAAUAUUGAGAAUUUGACUGGAAAAUGUGAAGACCAGUCAUAGUCUAACCUCUCCUUCUUGGGAAGUCAGAGGUCUUCCUCUUUCCCUGCCCUGUCAUGGAUGAUGGAUACCACAAAGGAGCCAGUUUCUAAGGAAUAUUAAUUUGGUCAGAGUCUCUAGAAACCACACCAGCUGAUCUGAGAUGGGGAUGUUCUUGGCUUUCAUAGCCUUCCCUUUCAUCUCUUUUUCUUCCCGAGCCCCAAGGCUAUGUGUGGCAGUUACAAAAGUAUAGGAAUGACUCCAGACCAAAUCUUUGGCCUGUGUCUUUAUUUGGUUAUCCUCUCUAGGAUCUUGGCCCAGUAACCUCUAUCUUCCAAAGCCCCAGGGGUGGAUCUGCAUCUCUUGGGUUGGCAGCUUGAACCUAAUGACAAAUGAAUGGCAGGGACUCUAGGAGGAAAUAGAACUUGGCUCCCAGAUAACACCCUUUGGCCAAGAAUAAUGGGCUUUGUCACAGAAUCCUCUAUGGUAUACAGGUAAUAGGCAUCCAACUGUGGGAGGACUCCUUUUCUCUCUCCUUAUGGAGAGAUGGAGACAAUUCUCUUGCCCCUUCCUUUCACCAGAGCUCAGGGGGCGCGCGCGCAUAUAUACUUACACACUCACACACAUUCACACUUACACACUCACACACAUUCACACUCACACACACUUACACUCACAAUUACACAUACAUUCACAUACACACACACUCACACACAUACACACACUCACACGCUCAUACUCACACAUACACACUCAUACUUACACAUACACACUCUCAUACACACUCACACGCUCGCACUUACACAUAUUCACACACAUACACACUCACACACACUCACACUCACACACACUCACACUCACACACACACUUACAUGCACAUACACACACACACACACACACACACACACACACACACACACACACACACGGUGUCUUACUUCCUCCAUCCAGCCCCACCUCCCAGUAGGCAGUUCAGCCUCUGGAAUUCUCAGUGGGUUGAUUCCUUGAUGAGAAAAGCUUGCCUCAAUGCUUACUGGGUAGCAUUAUUAUCUGGGAUCAAGUCUUCAAUGCACAAGCCUUUUAGGGGUACAGCUUCUAUUAAACCAUAACACACUCCCCAAACAAAAGAAAAUCAAAUUUCCCUUAUGAAGAAAAUCAUCCAGUUUUUCACCCUGACACACCUAAGCAGACACUUACAACCUAGGAAUAGUUUAGAGUGAAAUGACAGACCUUAAGACUACUUGAGCCACAUGCAACCUACAGCACAUGCCACUCCCUAUUGCCUCAGCCUCAUUGCCCAAGGAAAAGGGCUCUGCUGACCAUGCAGAAUGCAAAUACAUUUCCAUUCCCCUUCUUCCUGUGAAGAGCAGGUAAUACCUGGGGGAGCCCUGCCUGGAAGAGUUUGAAUACUCUAUAUGUUGAGAGCGUUUGGAAUAGAAUGACUGUGGCAUCCUACCCAGCUCUCCCUUGAAGAAUCUCACCAAAGGAUAAAACUUUACAAACUGUGCUCUGGGCUGAUAGCAUGAAAAUUUUCCCAGGUGGUGAAGAUGGCAACAUGUUUGUAACCAACCAGAAUACCCAGCAAGAUAGAGGACAGAGUGAACACCAGGUUAGUCAUAGUCCUCCUUAGCUCUACCCAAUAACAGACAAUUUAGGGCGAACAGAACAGAUCCAUCCCACAGCUCAGCAACACCUGCCAAUCAUACCUUCCAGCCAUGAUUCCCAGCCCACUUCCUCUUCCUCUUUCUUGCACCCGUGAUGGUCACUAUGUACUUGACUCCACACCUCAGAGAAAACUCCAGGAGGAGACAUUGGCAAAAGUACCAAGGAGGCCAAGAGGAACUGUACCCAAGGCACCUCACACGUUUAGACCCUAUCCAGUCAUCCAGUCAUACCAACCCGAUGAUGUAUCCACUGCCCGGAUUUGCUUUUCUGGGAAUUUUUUUCUCUAGCUCUGUGCUAUAUACUAGUAGAUGGGUUCAAGUGAAAAAAAAUAUGAGAAACCUUUUGUUUUGUUUUGUUUUAAGACGAGAAUAGAACUUAGCCUGCAAAGAUAGCAAUUACAUGUACUUAAAAUAUUCUUCCCUUAAGCAAAAUAAGGAAUUGUCUAAUCUGUCUUCAGAGUACACAUUAUGAAACCCUGGAGACAUUCAGGCCAGACAGCCAUGGAACACUUGGAGCAUCUCACCCUGUUUCUCUGAAAUGAGGGCACUGUGACUGGAUUGCCUACUGCAGACCUGGACCCCUGUAUGGACUGACAUACAUACUUUUCCCCCUACAUGCAGACCCGACUAUUCCUUCACUACCAUAUCACCCGACACAAUUUAUCACUUGAAGAGACCUCCUGAGCCACAGUGUGGUGGCUUUACACAAGAAACCAUGUGACCUCAGAAUUUACAGAAGGAAUUAUGACUGUGACACCACAUAGACCAUCAGCCAGACAAUAGUCUUUAAAAAAAUUAGGCUGACUCUCACCAAUUUUAUUUUACAUGCUAGUUAUGUACAGCAGUGUGCUAACUUCUCAAAAGGCUACUUUAUACAUAAUACCAUUUUUCAAAAAGCUAUAAUGUGGGGCAAGAUGGCUCAGUGGUUACAGGUGUUUGCUGGCAAGCCUGGUGAUCUUUCUUCAGUCCCUUGAACCUACACAGUAGAAGGAAACAACUGACCUUUCAAAAUGUCCUCUGCUAUCAACUUGUGUGCUGUGGCCUAUGUCCCACCCCACAGUAGAUAAUAAAUGUAAAAAUAAAUGAAAAGCUUCAAUACGAAAAUAUUAACAUAAAAAUGUAUUCAAACCCCUUUGGUACCUCCUGUUGAAUGUAGAUGCCAUUCACUCUCUAAGGGAACAUGGGAAAUUGUCAAAGCUUCUUCCUCCACAGCCUUAGAGCACAGAGACGCUGACAGCAGGAUAGAGAGGCCAUGCACCUUUGUCUAUCCCCAACUUCAAGGAUAACACUGCCCAGCACAAUGCCUGGCACAUCCUUAAGUACAAGACGACAAUGAGCUGGAUAAAAUCAUCAAAAUAAAAACAGUUCUAGGACAGAGUAAAGUAUAAAAUAUACAGGAGGACUAAGGGAGUCUGAGGAGACUGAUCAGAAAGAUUGAGGACACUAACCCAGGGCGAGAGGCUGUAACAUCGCAAAGGCAAGACUAUACUUAGGCAAACUGUAACCUGGUUCAAAUCCUGGCCCUGACCCACACUAUCUGGGCAGAGCUGCCUAUUCUGAACCCUGUUCUCUGGACCUAUAAAACACUCAUGAUGUCUUUAAAGGCAAGGGCUGAGAUUUAAGCUUUCUGCAUAUGGAAUAUAGAAGCCCCACCCAACCCCAGCGAUCUAUUAGAAGAAACAGAAACAGAGGAUUGCAAGAGGGACCUGUAAGUGCUUAAGUAGGAAGCAUGAGCAGGAACCGUAAGGAAAAAUGGCAGUUGCUAGGGUCAUAACAUCUUGGAGAUGUAUGGGGGUACCAUUGUCACCUGUCUUAUCCCCUAAGCCCAGACUGACAUACACAGAGGUGGUGAGUUAGAGACAUCUGCCCUCAUUUCUAUUCUGCUCCAUCCCAGAGGCUGCUGUGGUUCAGCUUCUAGAUGCAGAACCAUGUUGCCUGGCCCAACCCGUCCACAGAAACAGUUACUUUGACAGAAUCAUCCAAUCUAGGGGAACUGUGGUAGAAUUGCUCAAUGUAGAUGCUUGAUAGAGACUCUCUGUCUAUGUCUGUCUCUCUGGUCUCUCUCUCUCUCUCUCUCUCUCUCUCUCUCUGUGUGUGUGUGUGUGUGUGUGUGUGUGUGUGUGUGUAUGUGUGUGAUCUGUAUGUUCUUGCCAAGUUAACACCCUCCAGCUAUUUGCCUGACUUGCCUACUGCAUUCUCAUAUUUGGGUACAUUUUCUCUGUCUCUCUGUCUCUCUGUCUUCUUGUCUCUGUCUCUCUCUGUCUGUCUCUUUCUCUCUCUGCCUCUCCUCCAUCUUUCUGAAUGUGUCUCUCUGUGUCUCUGCACCCCCCCACACACACACACACCUGUUCUCUGCUCAUCCAGUCUUUUUCAGGUGAACUUUUAGGAAAUGUCCUAUGUUGCUUUACAUUGUCUGAGAUGGUUUAGUGGUUUAGUACGGGUGAAAAUGUUAUAAAGAAAAGACUUUGGCUUUCCUUCAGGUCCCUCCAUUAUGUGAGGCAAAAUAAAAUAAAAUUAAAAAGUUACACAAAAGUAGGAGAGGCCCAAGAAAGCAGGUGUCCAUAGUGCAGGACAAGGCAGAAAGGGAGAAGGUUUUGUUUGAAAGGAUCGCAUUUGGGGGGAAGUAGGAACCGGAUGUGUUGAAGAUUAAGUUUUGGGGGUGGGGGGAGUCAAAACAAUUGACUGGUCCUUUGAAAUCUUGCCAAGAGCCAAGAACCAGGACCAGUGACAGAGGGGCGAGCCAGGUAGGGCAAUUAAAAUGGAAAUCAGCUUUCCUGCCGCACGUCUGUGGAGCAGGGCUACAGAAUCUGCUGCAGGGGGAGGUGGGGCCAAGUCUGGCACAGUCUGUGGGUUUGAAAGAAGCUGGGCGGACUGGAGAAUGCCAGCUAGCCUUUGUAGUUCUGAGCUCAGAGAGGGGGUGACAAACACUGGGCUUCGGGUCACAAGACUGGCUCUGAAUCUUUUGGAGAAGUUUCCUCUCAGUUCCCAAACACUAUAUUCAAAUCUAUUCGCCCCAACCUUAGUCUCCAAUCCCAGCCUCAGUGUGUCCUGGCCAGUGGAGGGGAUUUCAACUGUUUUCCAGUUGGCUGAAGGAUGGGGUCAACUCUCCUCCCAGUUCCCUAGAAGCAUCCGCUGGAUGGAAUACAACAUCUUUGCAUAUUUCUCUUCCACUUCCCACUUGAUUGCACCUCCCAAAUCUCUAAGUCAAUCCCCAGGACAACGUUGCUUUGAGAGAAAAAAUGUGGUGAGCCAACUUGAAAAUGCAGACUCCAGAGGCCCCCAUGUGUCCCCGCCGCUGCUAGACCCAGACAACAGACCCAAGGUGAUGGACACUCACAGAGAAAGUAGUAGGUGCUCUAAGUCUUUCCUGUUGCUAUUUCAUUUAUUGUUUUCAAGGCUUGGCUCAUCUCCAGGAUCAGGCUACCCAAAGUGUGCUUGGACUCCCUGUGUGUCUCUGUCUCUGUGUCUCUUGUCUUUUCUCUCCCCCCUGCCCACCUUUUUUUCCUUCUCAGCAAAAAUAAAUAGUACCCUCCUCACCCUUGGAAUGGUUUAUUAAAACAACAAACUGCUUCUUUUUCAUGGUUCCAGUCUUGGCUUGAAGAUAUGUGAGGUUGUCCUCUACGUGCCUACCCUCCACACAGUAUUCAUUCUAUUAAAACGCACCCGCAUAAGCUUACAUGAUCUGUAUGGAAGUUCUCCACAACAAAUACUGUAGAGUCGAUGUGAUAAUGCUAAGCUUAUCCCAAGACUUUCACAGAUGUCUUCUCUGAGAGCUCUCUGUACAUUGGUGCUUUGUCAGAGGCGUAGAAGACUUGAGAAGGAGGGUGUGAUUCAGCUGAUGCAGACUCAUCCCUGACUCUUUCCUGUGGCUCUUCCCUCUCUCCACCUCCCACCCCAGCUCCUCAGACCUAACCUGAGCCAGCUGUCAGUUCAACACCGUCUACUUCUCUUUCCCAACCUGGUUAGACUACUGGGCAGUCAACCGCUUCUCAUGAUCACAUUCAUUAUGUUUGUGGCCUCUGCAUUAACAUCAGACCAAGACAUAGGGUGAACAAUAGCAUCUACUCCCUCCAAUAUCUCUCAGUCAGAAGUAAUGUGGCCAAUGUAACAACAGUGACACUAAUAUUGGAGUUAGAAGCUCUCUAGCUCAUCUAAUCUUCUGAGAGUCUUACGGUUGUUAACUAAUUAAUCUUCACCAUACUCCAUACCUUAGAGGUAAAUAUUCUUAACCGUGACAGAAGACAUGUUACGUAUAUGCUGAGGACAGUAAAACAGCUACUCCUUUAUCAUGGGCCGCUUGAUAGAGUAGCUGGUAUUUUUAAGACACCCAUCACAGAUACAAUAAUUAGAGAUAUGCUUUUGCUAACAAAGCCACUACCCACUUCUAGCGUACCCUUGGGUACUAAAUAAUUACCCACUUUGUGUGGUUAUCUAGCUCACUAAUUACCCACAGAAAUUGGGGUCAGGUGUUAACUGCUUGAAAUAAGUAUCCUCUGAAGACAUGGCGAGUUGUAUGGAGAAAAUGAUGUGUUCCUUAGGCCAACUUUCGCAAGUCAUGUAUUUGUGUAUCCGUGUAAGCAAACCGAACACAGGCAAGGACAAAUUAGCUUAGUGUGGGGAAGUUAUGCUAAACUGUUACUGCAAGUCAGAGGGGUUUGGAGAAUUUCGUUCUGUUUGUCUUUCCUUUCUGGUUGGGUGCAGUUCCCUGCUCUCAGGCCCUCACAGAUACAAGACAACCAAGGAAUCUCCUUAGGAAUGCGUCAUCUUGGCAUUACAGGGAGGCACCCAAUGAGUCAAAGAUUUUUUUUUGACAGCUCCACCCUUCUUGAUUAUUUUAGCAUGUUUCUCUCUCCCUUCCUCCCUCUCCCUCCCCUCUCUUUUCUUUAUCAGUCUAGUACAAACACCCAAGCAGUCAAAUCUGAAAAAGAUUCUGACCCAGUCACCAACUCCUGGCAAACACCUUCUUCCUUCCUAGUCGUGACAAAAAAAAAAGUGUUGAAGAUCUUCCAACAUUGUGGAACUUGUACUCUUAGGCCCGUUUGACUUCUUCCUCCUGCUUUUCCUCCUCCUCUCUUCUCUUCUCCUCUCUUUCCCCCUUCCUCUGGUGCCUCAUCUCCAGCCCUCUUCCUUCUCCUUCGUUCGGCUUCCAGCCGUGCAUCUGAAGUCUCACCAUCAGAGACAAAGCACAAUGAAAGUCUGUGAGGAGCACAAAGAAACUACCUUUUAAAACACCCACUUGCAGGGAACCUGCAUCCUUGGCUGCCUUCCCCCCUUUCUUGCUAUUUACAGAACCCCGUAUUCUAUUUUAACACAGCACUGUCUGUUGUCUGCAGGAUUCUAUCCUCAUUGGGAAAACUGGGUUAAGGCAGCAGUAUACCCUGUGUUUAUAGAUAGGCAGAGACCCUAAUUUAGGGAGUGGUACGGACCGUGAGAGGACACUGUAUAAAAGGCAAGCAUUUAAAACCUGCGACAGCAAGACAGCAAACCCUUCAUCUCCCAGGGAAUGGCUUCUAUUUUUUCUUGCAACCCCCCUCUUUUUCAUCAUCCGAAGUAUUGCUUAUCAUUAUUGAAGGACAUUAGACUGAUCAAUAAAGUAUGAAUGUAUCUGAUGAAUAUGGGAGGAUACAAACGCUCUGGGAAUCAGAAAAUAUGUCUGCUGCAGAAGCCAAGGGUUUGUCUGAGCAGAGGAGACUGAUUGAGUAGCUUUCCAAAACCCAGGAACGUAAGUGGCAAAUUAGUGCACAUUGCAACCGGAGGCAACCAGCAAAAUUCAACCAUUCAAAGGCAAGAGUUUUAGCAUUACGGUCAUUGUGCGCCCGAAGAGUGUGUGUGUAUCUUAAAUAUAGACUGGAGUCAUUGCUCUUUUAUGCUUUCACACACAAAUUUCAAAGAAAUGUUUAGGGCGUUGUUGACGAUCUGCCCGUUAAAAAGAAAAGGAACAAGAAAAAUUUCACAAGAAGCCUCACCUGCGCUCAUCCACACACGUGUGUGGAUGCCAAACAAUUGGUCCAAAGAACCACACUACACCAGACAGAGGUCUUACUUCCUCACAUUUCCCAUCUUGAAUGAGCCCCCCCCCACCCCAUAAAUGGGCUACCAGAACUGUAGAUCUAGCAAGAGAAUAUAUAUUUAUGUACAUAUGUAAUAUAUACUAUAUGUGUGUAAUAUAUACUUAUAGUAAUAUAUAUAAUAUAUAUACAUAUAUAUUACAAUGUGUAGGUUCCCUGACCCGAUGGUGUAUUUUUGAUCUCAUUAGUAGUCAGAGAGAUGUGUCCGUGCAUCCGGUGCUGCUAGUCCGGGAGGAGACAUGCUACAGCACAGAGAGAGUAAGCUCGAGAGCAUUUUCGAAGAGGCUUGUCUUCAAGAUAUAGAAGGAAGUGAGGGAUGACAGCCUGCAAGCUUUGUAAGCCAAAGCCUGGCAGGGUGGGAGGGGUAGGGGAGAGAUGCGAGGGAAGCCAAGUGGAUUCUCAGAAAAGGGGGGAAGCCAUCAAAGAGCUAAAGGUGAUUAGAGAGGGGUAUCGAUUCCUUACUCUGCCAGAGGUUUAAGCAGGCAUGUGAGGAAUCUGUACCAUGGUUGGCAGAAAGAGACCCAUUGCCUCCUGUAACCAGACACUGGGGCUUUCCAGGAGCCCAGGGAGAGAGCCGAGAAGAAAGGGGGCAGUGUGGUCUAGGAAAAUUCAACGUGUCGCUGAUUUGUGCCUGAUGCUUGCUGUCCGUCAGCAGCCUCCCUUACAAGCCUUUUUUUCCUCUCUCUCCUUUUUUUCUCCCCUUGCCUUCUUCUUCAGUGAAGCCUAGGGGAGCCAGUAAAGAUUAAAUGUGCUUUCUCAAAGGCAGCCACUUCAUGCUGCUAUGUCGAAAGGGCUAUUAUUAUUAAUAAUAUGAGAGAGAGAGAGAGAGAGAGAGAGAGAGAGAGAGAGAGAGAGAGAGGCUGACUAGGUAUGGUGAUGACGAUCUAGCUUUUUGGAGAGAAAAAGGGAGAGAAAAAAGGAGAGACCAUGAGCUGAACCAAGGACUGUACAUGAGCUGAACCUACAGAGGAAAGCACGGCUUCCAGGCAGAGGAGGUUGGAGAAAGCGACUCUAUCAGGUACAGCACUAGUCGCUGUCUGUGAAGAUGGAGGGGGAUUAUGCCUCGGAUUCCUCUGAAAUAUUGGCCAAAGGCUUCAAAGGAUCCGCAGCGGGAGGCGAGGGUGGGGGAGCAUCUCCCCAGCUCGCACCCACCCCUUCCCACUUUGCGUCUACCAAAUGACAGGCUGGUGCUCGCUCUGGGUGAUUUUGGCCUUGGCCUCAGCCAAGCAGCUGAUGCAGAGGAGGGCCAGGUUUGCAAGACUGACAGAACUCUGAAUGCUAGAGAAAGAAGAAGAAAAAGAAAAAGAUUUUUUUCUUUUUAAAUCGAGCUGUCCUUGGGAAAUUUUCUUGUUCUCUCUCGAUUUUUUAAUUUAUUUUAAAUUUUUUAACCGACUAUUUCCCAAAUUCGAUCGGCCCCAGCCCCUCCCUCCUCUCCCACCCAACUGCCUUCCCCCCAACCCCCAACCCCGGUCAAAGCAUAAACCACAGAGUUACGGUCUUCUCUGGAUUUUGGAGUAUCGCUUCCUGCCCCCGCCUUCCCUCCCCGCCCCAUUCUCUGUCCUAUUGAACACCUCGCCCAGCCUAGAGCACUGUGAGCUCACAUUCUCCCCCGGCUCCGGAUGGCGCUCCUGGAAGCUCUGCAGCCAGUCUCUACUUCAAAUGGGUGAGUUCAAAAACCUUUCUAACCUCGGAAUCCAGCGCUUCCCCCAAACCCCAUCUCUUAGGAUUGUUGCAUGUGGCACGCUUGCCCUGGGGGAAGGUAGAUGCAUAUUUUCCUCUCCUCAGUCAAGCGUGCUAGUUACAAAUGAAAGGUUUGAAGAGACGUUUAAUUCCAAUUGCAGAUUGCUUCCUUUCUUUUCCGAACAGAACUGGAUAGUUCUGAGCCUAUUCAUAUUAUUUUCCAAUUUGGUGAGUGAUUUUACCCAAAGCUGCAAAGUUUUCUUUGAUACAACAGGCAUUUACAUGUUCAGGUAUGUGUGUGUGUGUGUGUGUGUGUGUGUGUGUGUGUGUGUGUGUGUGUUGCGUAUACAGGGCUGUAUGGAGACAGAAAUGGAUCUAAAUUUUGUGAAGGGAAGAGGCAUGGAGAGCGAGGAGGUAGCCACACUGGACCACCUGUUUGCUGCAUUUUACUCCUGUGUCCGCAACCGAGAUCGCCUGUCAUUUUUAUUUAUUUAUUUAUUUUGCUUUGUUUUGUUUCAAGAAAGAAAGGAAGAAUUGUGUUGCGCUCCCCUCAGUCCCUGAGACCCUAACUUGUGAUGUUUACCGUUUAAAUCCACGGGUUAGGCUCUUGGGAGCUGCGAGUCGUGCCUUUGCAUCGCUGAAGGAACUUUUUGUCUUUUAAGGAAGGAAGGAAGGAAGGAAGGAAGGAAGGAAGAAAGAAAGAAAGAAAGAAAGAAAGAAAGAAAGAAAGAAAGAAAGGAAGGAAGGAAGAAAGAAAAGUUUGUCCGAGUGAUGGGAAUACACCUCUGAGGCUUCCAUUGUUAGGUGGGAUCAGGUGACCAGAGUGUGGCAGCUCCUGGAUUCUGUGAAAGUAGGCACAGGAUGUUAGCAUCCCAUGUUCACUGCUAUGGAUGCCUGUGUAUAUGGCUAAUACGGAGGCUGCUGGAUCUAUUCCUUGAGAGCAACACACAGUACUAUCGGAGCGUAAUACCAACAGCUCAGUGCCUGGUGCUUGGCCUCAGAACAUCUCAGCUGAAGUCCCAGCAUGCCCCAUGCCUCCAACUUUUAAGCUCAACAGUUAAUCUCAAAAUUGUGCCCAAUUAAAAUGGGCAGGAGAAUGUAUUUCCCUCUGCAUUGUCUACACGUGUGUUCUAUGUGACUAGGUUUUCCUGACGUAGUUCCUCGAACACCACUAGUCUGGACUAAAUGGAGAGGUUAAAUAUUCAACUCUUAAUAUUCAAUACAAAAGGAGGGAAUCAAGAGAUCAGGAAAGAUAAAAUAUGUGUUACUUUGCAAGAUUUUGUGAGAACAAAAAAAAAAUGGAAGGAAGAGUUCUCCCUCCUUGGUUUGGUACCUCUUUAAAAAUGUUAUACACAAUGGGUUUUUAAAUGAAGGAGAUAGAUAUAUAUUUUCUAAAUAUUAUGGAAUGAAAGAAGCAACUGGGCACAUUUGGUAUUAGCGCAUUCUUGGGGCGGAGAGGGGGGGGUCAAUCAAUGUCCAUGACUUUGCUUUAGAAAUUAGAAAGAUUGCUAUCAGGAUUUUAAUUCACCCCGACAAAGUUAUUGGUCAUAGCAAACCAAAUUUCAAAAUGAUCCUCUCUCAGGGCAAUUGUUAGCAUUUUCCCCACUUUGUAGUUUUCUGAGAUUGUAACUUUUCACGGCAGGGUAGCUGCAGUGUCUCAGGUCUGCCUCACAUAGGAGAGAAGGACUGGGAGGCUUACCUUUCCUUUGUUGUAGAAAACUCCGGGCGCACGGUUCCCUUUAAACAGUUUCACUCUUCUCAGCCCAACCUUUCUCUCCAUUUUUGGAAAAUACCUAAAUCAACCCAGACACCCAACACCUUCAUCUCUGAAAGAUUUUGGAAUGGCUUGUAGUCUCAUUGUGACACGGAGUGAAAGGUGAAGGAAACGGUUGCCUAUUUUUUAAGCAUUCCUUGCAAUUUUACUCAUUUUACUCCAAACUGCAGUCAAGGAAGCAUUUUUUUUUUUUUUGCACCAGCACGCUGAGCUGAGAAGUGUACAACAACUGUACUAUGUCUUUUGUUGAAGCCUCCCGUGCGGCUGUAAUUUAACUGUUACUUGGCACCACUUGGUAGAAGACGCUUCAAAGCGUACAGUUCUGUAAGAGGUUGCCCGCGAGUUUAUAUAAAGUAAUUAAUGAUUCCCCACCCCAGCCCAGCCAAUGUGUAUGUAUGGCUAUGUGGAAAUGAUGGCGGUACAUCAGCUUAACUUAUGGGUAAUAUAUAUUUACAUCAUGCAUUUGAUAGAAUGGCAGACAUUCGGUGCUUUUGAAGGCAAGAUAUGUACACAGCCUAAUAGAAGAAACGUGGGCAGGAUCAAUAAAGCUAGGAUAGCUGUAAUUUCUCUGUGAUUUCGAAUGAUCGGGCAACGCCAUACAAAUGCUUCUGUUUGUACUCUGAGUCCCUAUGCUUUCGAGUGGAUUCCUCCUGUUUCUCGGAUGUAAAACCGGGCGCCCAGGCAUUCAGAGUGCCUGUGACACCCAGGUUUUUAUAUAUUAGCAGGCAACUUCUUCAUCACAAGGGCAGGUUUCUCAACACUCCCCUCUUCCUCGUGGAGCCCAUCAGCGAAGUUCAGUGAAAUGAAUAACAUAAUUGGUGGUUGGUUCAAUCACUACCAGUCUAGACUAGCCCAGACGCAUCAAUUAGAGGGGACUGUCUUUUAGAGGGAGAGUGUAACCGAAACAAGCAGGGUAUUAUUGAUACUGAUCUUUAAAAGCGAAAAUCCAGCCUGGCAGAUAAAAAAAAAUUAAGACUGGGAGCUGCAGUGGGGGUGCACCGGGGGAAGAAAAGCGACCAAGGGAACUGGAGCUCAGGGCGCAGAAGGACAGGAAGCUGGAGAGAAAGGGAGGGAUAAUGAGUGGAACGCUGUCCUGUGCCUCCUUGGAGCAAGUUACAAUUCAGUUCACAGGGUGCAGAGGCUCACCAUAUUUUUACCUAGCUGAAACACACACACACACACACACACACACACACACACACACACACACCUCCUUUAAAAAGUCCUUUUUUUUUGUCUGUUCAAAGCCAAUGCAGUUGAAAUUUAGCAGCUUAAGAAAGCCCACUGAUAAGAGGAACCAGCCGAAACCUGUUCUGUGAUAUCUUUUCCCCUCAAAGAAAAACAGAAAAAUACAGAAAACGCUUAAUUUUCAAAUCUCUAACUCUUUCUUUCUCUCUUUCUUUCUUUCUUUCUUUCUUUCUUUCUUUCUUUCUUUUGAGGAGGCAUGCUAGGGUAACAGUAGCUCAUUUUAAAAUCUGGCACCUGGAAUUAAAUUUAGGGACAAAACACCUUUAUGCAAAAAAAAGUUUAUGUUUUUCCAUGGAACACAGUAAAAUCAAAAUUAAAAGAAUAUAACAAAGGCUUUGGUGAUUUGGUAGGAUUUUUUUUUUCCUGGAGGGGAAAACAGAUGACUUGGAAAGUGUUAGGAACAUAUCAAGCCCCAGGGAAAGAAAAACGUUUGAUUGGUAUUAAUUAAAACACUGCUAAUAUAUUCUAAUAAAAUCAGAUUUAACAUUCUAAACUAAUCCGCCUAGCAUGUCAAAGGCAAAGGAAAGUAUUAUCUUUCUUAUUUGCAUCUGGGCAACUCGAAUGCAUUUGCUCAUCCGGCAGAAUUAAUUUCUAUCAGCCGUCUAUUUAAUCUCCUCACAGAUUUAGGCAAACUUAUUCUUCCAGACUAAAAAGGCCCAGGGUGGGGAAACCAUGGAAGGUAUUUGGAAGAGCAGUGACUGUAUUUAGGGCCCGUUUUCUGGCUGACCAUAGCCUUUUCUCUUCAUUCACUAGAGUGGGAUGUAGAGAACAGCAGAGGUUGCAGAAUGAUAAAUGGCUCACGGAGUCUUUUAUUUUUCCUCCCUUCUUUCCUUAUAUUAUACCUGCUGGCUUAUUUUUAAAAAUCCAGUUGCCAAAUUAUGACCAUGGCGUUUAUUUAGUGCUGUCAACCUGUUCAUGAACAUCUAAUUUUUGUUUUCUAAUUUCAGAACCUAUGUCAUCACAGAUUCCUAAUGGAAGGUAGAUAGAUAGAUAGAUGAUAGAUAGAUAGAUAGAUAGAUAGAUAGAUAGAUAGAUAGAUAGAGGUCCUUAUACCAGAAACCCAUCCUUUUUUUCUCAGCUAUUUUCUCUUAAGCUUCUGUCCCAAGGGCCAGUGAGGAAAUGUAAAAUUUCAUUCACCAAGUGCUGAGUCCUUUGUUCUAUUUUUAAGUCAAAUAUUUCUUUGGGAGAAUUCCCUAUUUUCAUGGAGCAUGGAGUUUCAGCUCUGUAUUGCUAAGCUCUCCCAACUGAUAACAUCGUCCUCAGAUGGUAUUAGGGCCAAAAUGUUUUGCCUGUUAUCAGUCUCCUGAACCUGAUAACCCAUGCAAAUAUGAACCUAACACACACACACACACACACACACACACACACACACACACACACACACACACACACAAAGAUGAAUGGGCCGGAAAUGCUGAGCCUGUUUGGGUGUGUUUGCACAAGGAGGGGGUCUGCAGGCUGAGGAGAGGUAGACUGCCUGCAGUCUGCACCCCGGAGGAGGUGGCUGCAGAGCUCUUCCUCCAUUGCCUUUUCAAGUCUUCAAGGUAAAAGAGCAACCUCACUUUGGUUUCACUUGUAUUGUUCUAUAAUCCAGGCAAUAAAUGCUAAUUAGCAAUGCUCAAGGAUCCGACCAUUCAGAGUAAUUAUCAUAAUUUACUUCUUCCUCGUUAAAGACAUUCCUUGCUGAUUUAAAAAAAAAAAAAUCAAGUCAUCCCGUCCCCCAUUGCAUGACCGUGAGUAUUCACUGGAGAGAUGUCCAAGGUGCACUCCGAGCCUCACGGCUGCAUCUGAAGUCACCGACAUGUGCCUUGGCUUAUUCCAAGAGGAACUGCGACUUAAUUUCUAAAGGGGAAUUCAUGUAAAUGCAUCGAAUUCCGCACACAUGUGCCAGGAAUGUAUGAUUUUAUUUUACAAACCCCAAGGCUCCUCCUUCCGGGCCCCCCCCCCUUUUUUUUUCUUUCUAAAACCACUUAUGAGCAGAACAAAGGAAAGUACUAACUGUGGAGGCAGCAUUAAAUGUGAGCAGUCACCGCACCGUAAAGUGCGCGCCACGACGGCAUAUUUCACCGUACAAAAGUGCGGGUAAUUCAAUAAUGCAGCAGCAACGCGGACUAAUUAGCAGAAAGAUCUUUAAGGAGGAAUCAAGAAAAAUGGAUCCAAUCAACUUGGAGAAUAAAUGUGCUUCCUUCUCUGGGAUCUCAAAUAUGUUUCAGCUGUUGGAUGACUGAUUCAUACAGGGCUUGAGGACAAAAGCCAGCCAGCUCCUCAGGGCAGAUCACCUUUAAACACACAAACUGUAUGUGUUAGGUGAGCCGAAUUUAACACGAGGCUUUAUGUUUGGAGUCAGGGGUAGAACAUGCCACCUUGACAUACGUUUUUUUUUUCUUUUUUUCUUUUACCCAUGUAUCUGAGAAAUGCCCAGCCCUUAGGUUUUCCGUUGGCUUCCUCAACGUAUAGGUAGCCUCUCCCACAUUUUCUAAUGAUGGAUGUUGAAGUUCCUUAUUGCUUGAAGCAAGUAAGGAUCAUGUUCACAGUAGAGAUGGAGUAGAGCAACUGUACUCGGUGUCCUCCAGGGUCACCACUCCCCCCACCCUAUUUCCUUUGUCUAGGUGCUAUCCUCAGUGUUCAGUGUUCAUUGGUCCUUUGAGUGGGAGCUCCAGUUUUAACCUGAGGGCUAUAAGCCCAUUGGAGGAAUAAUUCCUGUUGGAUACUGUACAGAGAAGCCACCUGCAAAAUGUUGAUGCUGUUAUUGAAGUCUCAAGUGGAAUCAGCUUUCAAAAAAUUAGAUAUUAGAUACAUCCGAUAUAAUUUGCAAUCUGUAAUUAGACUAAUGUGCGUAUGGCUGCACUUUGCUUACAUGUAGCCCUACUUGAGUUUGCCCCCCACCCCCACUCCCACCCCCAUCCUUGGGCAUGUCUCAUCACUUGAAAUUGCUCCUGAGUAGGACGCUUUUUAAGCCAGCUCAUUUUUUUUAAUUCCUCGUUAAUUAAUACGAGAAUAAAAAGGACUUUACAUCCCGUAUGCUUCCAUGAGAACGAAAGCGGAAAACCUAGAUGUUGCAAACUAAUGAUCUUUCGAAGGGUUUGUCACUGGAGAAAUCUGAAUUCUUUUGCAAAAUAUUUUGCAGUUCUUUGCGAAUUUGGUCCUCAUCCUGACUCUGGAGAACUUGGAAACACGGAGAACAACAGAAUAGUAAAUAUUACACAUAAGGAACCCAUUUCCUUUGUUGGGAUUGGAGAAAUGGCAUUUGCCAGAGAUGAUGGUUUUUAAUCUAAUAAAAGCAAUCAAACCAUUAACAAUAAUAAACAAUUCCUUUUCUGUUUUUUCCUCCCUCCAUUUUGCAUGUCACGAGAUGAGUAGCUGAGAUUCUUAUGCACUAACAUCAGUUCCCUUUUGGGGGCCUCAACACGGUUCCAGAGAUCUACUGGUGGCUCCACUGGGGAGCCCCCCUCCAGCAAGCUGCCCCCCUGAAGAUCUACCUAUUAAGAAAAAGCCCAGGCAGAGCACAGUGAGUUGGCUGGUCAGCCUGGUACUUGCCAUUUGCCGUGUAUGCAGUAGGUGGUGAGUUUGUCGAGACGAGCUUAGAGAAUUGUUACUGAGGAAGGCUCUAUGAGGUCCUAAGGUUUUUGCUUCUUCAUUCAAAUUACAAAAGGGAUCUCAAGAGACCCUUGCAUUGAACAGAUGAAACUACUCCGCUCCUCAGGGCAAUUAGGUAGGUAUAGAACUUGAAGAGCAAAGCUGUACAAUUUCUAACUCAUGACGAACAUGUGAAACCUGUCCGUUCUUCUACUGUUCACUUCAUAUCCAUUCCUCAAAAUUCCUUUUAAUAGUGCUUAUAGUAUAUGUGUAUAUAUAUAUAUAUAUAUAUAUAUAUAUAUAUCAUCUAAAAGCCAUUUUUGCAUGUGUUGGUUGUAUAGAACAUCAAAGCAAUAUAUAGCUUUUUUCUUGUUUUUUGAUUUUCUCAUAUAUUCUUGGGCUUUCCAUUAUUCACUACCUAUAUGAAUCACAGAAGUACUACAUGUACUAUCUUUUCUUAAUACAAUACAUGCUAAUUUAUUCAUGAAUGGGUAUUACAUGCAUGCCAAAUCUUAGCAUCCUCAAUACCAAUGAUUACAAAAUACAUUGCCCAGGCACAAUAUUUACCCUAAGUCCUUUUACCAGUUAGAUGCCUCUUCUAGAGAAUCAGCAUCCUCACAUACUCGAAGUGUUUAAUGCAGUAUGUGCCGUGGUGUAUCCCAUUCAGGGAGCCUAGCUCAUUGAUGCCUUUCCAUUGUGUGAGUAUGAAAGAGAAGUCUAUGUCAAAGGCUUUCGUUAACUAAAAACCACCUGCAAAUACAUCUCAUUCAUAACAACUCCUGUAGAGUAGGAGAGAAACAUUAAUACCCCUCUUCUCAAAUAGCCUUAUCUGUGGGGUGAGUCGAGUAGGUCGGGCUAGGUGGGGUCUCAGCUUUUGCAGCUCUCAGGGUCACUGAAGCUAUUUCAUAGUAUAGGGGCAUUAGACGCAAGGCCAGAACCUGUGAACCAAUUUGCCCAUUUGUACCAUCAGUUACCCUUUAAAGCUUCUUCUGAUUCCACCUCAGGGUCAGUAUUUAUUCGUCUGUUUUACCCUGUUGAGGAGGCACUAAAGAUUGGAGUUUAUUUUCAGGAAGGGAUGAUGACAGGAAAGCAACAGCCUAGGGGCAAAAGAAAAGACAAGAAAAAGACGGCUUCCCAAUGGGAGAAGUGAGUUCUUGAUCCCAGUUUCAAACUCACAUCCUUCAACAUUGACUUUAGAAGAUAUCCAGACAGACGCCUACCUUUAUGUUUUAGGCCACACCCUCUCCCCCAGCCCCUCUGCUCUCCAGUCAUUUCUUGUGGUGUGGUUUAUUCUCUCCAUUGGAUCGGCCCCUUUACGUUCUGUGUUUCUUGUUCCUCUUGGUUUAUUUGAAUUGUGGCCAUGUUCCUUUCGUGAGCCUACAAUGGUCUCUUGACCACAACGCACUUCCCAAAUGAGGCACUGGCAUGUUCAAAGCCACCUGGAAAUGAACCCAUCUCCUUUUCUCAAACUACCCAGAAUGUAAAACCCCUUCAUUUAUUAAGCCAGACUGGAUCCCCUGGUCCCCACACCCUUGAUAUACUUACAGCUGACUAAUUUCCUUCCUGUGUGCCCCAAUAUUCUAGGAACUCCUGCCCUCCUUCAAUACCCUCUCCCUUCUUCCCUUUCUCCUACCCUCUCUCCUCUUCCUCCAUCCAUUUCCUCUCCCUCCUUCCCUUUUCUUUUUCCUUUCUCUUUCUCACUACUCCCUUCCCUCUCUUCUUCUCUCCCACCUCCCUCCUUCUCCCUCAGUCUCUUUCAGUACCAUGUGACAAGUUCAAUGGCCAGCACUGGAAACACCAAGCUGAAUUCCAGGGGGUCAGCGAUUAGCACCCAACAAUUCCAGUGCCUUCAUUCACAUUUGCAUUGCUAAGCAGUUAGGCACCUACAACUAACUUAGUUUGCCUUCAUUCCUAGGACUUGUUUGACUGUGCUCUGUGUCCCGUGAUCUUUUGCUCUGUUCCUGUGUGUCCUGUUUCAGGGAGGGUAGACCUGCAUCUUUCUUCUUUGUACACACUGGGACAAGACGACUGCUUCAUUGAUUCUUGAGCAAGAGGAACCGUGAAAGAAAGCCAAUUUUUGAUGUUGAAGUGACGUAGCAUUUCUGCUGUAGUUGGAAAUAGCACUGUCUCUCCAGUGUCCCAAAUUCACUUCCAUUAAACGGUCGAUGUGAUAAAUGUCUGUGACAUGUUCUAUUACCUUUCUAGUUGUUCCUGUGUUCCUUUCAGCUGGCCCUAUAACCCCCUUUCUCAGGAAUGUCUCCCCAGUGAAAGGAAAAAAAAGACUGCAGAGACUGCAGACUGAUGGACGCUCGUGCCAACCCAUGGAGUUGAAACAAAGCAAGUGACCAGCUGAGGAGGCCCCUCCUGCCCAUCAGCCACCCACACGGUGCAGUUGCAGCUAACAGUAAUCUUUGCAAGAAACAGAGAAAUCCAGAACACCCAUGAGUCAAAAAUGUCCCUUUCCUUGUGUGUAUCCCCCUGUCUUCAUUCAGAUUGGUGUGCCUUCCAUUUUGAUCCUGGUACGCAUCUGCUUUUUAGUCAGCAAGUGUCAAGGCAACUUUGCCCACGUGUGUUCAUGUAUGAAGAGACUACAUUUUCUGGGGAGAGAGAUUUUGAUCAAAACAUAGUGCUCUUGAGAGUGAUCUAGAAAGUGAAAAGCAUUUUGGAAGGACAGCAAAGCCGUCACAGGCGAUCCACCGAGAUGCUCAUACCACCAUGCAGAAACACCACACCAUGUCCCCAGAGUCUGAGCAGCAAGCUUGGCUCUGUGACAUAUGGCGGCUGCUUCCGAGGGUGGACAUCAAGCUAGAUGAAGGUACAGAAGCAACCUAAAAUGUAGUGAUAAACUGAGUCAGGAGACAGUAAGAACACGAAAGACAGUGUGCUUGGAGGAGGCCAAAUUGGUUUGCUUAAGGAAGGACGCUCCCCUGAAGAGAGAAUAGGAAAUAAAACUUGAAAGGAUGUGAAAACAAAGUUAGAUAUGUGGAAGAUAGGAGAAAAUAGAGUCCUGAGGGCAAACAUAACGGUGAGCAAUGGGAUGGCAGAGGAGAUCCACAUGGUGCAUUUUGGAGACUACACAUCCUCACCUUAACUUGAUUUCACCUGACCUUUGGAACCCCUGUCUGUGUGUCUGGUAGAGAUGCUACAUACAGGUAACUCCCCUCUCCCACCCCAGUUGUCACUUAAACCAAACUAGACCUAAAGUUCCAGUUCUAUGUCACUACAGGGGUGAAGGUGAUUGAUUGGUGGUACCUACGUAGAAUUCCUGAUUUUUCUGUUCAUAGUUGAUUGUUACCAAGUUUAUUCCACACAGGAACUUUUUUACAUAUUAAAUCUCAUGGUAGCUAUGAAAACUACACACCACCCACACUUUGAGGACAAUGAAACUAGUUUUGGUGAGGUUGAGUGCCUGGCCCAGGUGCUACAUGCAGCUAUGCACGUUCAAGGUUGUUGUGGUCAUGAAACUCAGUCCCUAGUCAGACUUUUGUGAUGAGUCCCAACACAGUUGUCACCUUUUCCAUAGCUCUUAAUGCCCGUCUACAGAUAUACAUGGCUCUUCUGCUGACUUAUGGCCACCAUGUCUCCUACUUUUGUAGCUGAAUUGUACCAGAGUGAUAAAAACAUAUUUCCAUGGAAGAAAAUUGAGAACUUAGUGAAGUACACUGCCUGCCUGCAGUUUGUACAUUUCCUCUUGAGUUUGGUCUGAUAUGAGACUUUCGAUUUAGUUCUGCCUGAAACCUCAGUUUUAAGAGCAGUAAGGCCAGGGCCUUAGGUUACCUGUUAACAGUAUCUUUUUGACAGAAAAUGUAAAUCUACAGCCUGUAAUCAGAGUGACUUACAAACAAACAAACAAAACCAAAAAGAACCAAACAAACAACCACCCCCACCAAACAAUAAAACAAACAACCGCCCUCCAUACACACACAUACUUGGAAGUGGCCCAACAAAGACCCAAAACUAAACCCUCAUUGUUUAUCUUUCAGUGGCUUUUAAAUUACUCUACCAUUUCCUAAAGAAACAUGAACUGGUACUUGGUUAAAGGCACAAACGCUGCAUAGAGUGAAUCCAGUAGAAUCUAGUUCCUUCCCUCCUUGGCAUUGAUAUCAAUGUUAAAUACAGCUAUGAACUAGUGUAUUUAAGUCAAGAAGUUGUCAAUGAUUUGUCUCCAAGGAACACAAAAUAGCCAAAGUCGUACGUAUACUCUAUCUUUAAUUCUUCCAAUCAUGAAGUCAUUAGUACACCUGCACCAAUCCAGUCUUCCAUUGUACAUCUUCUCAACCAAUCUGACCAAUGGCAAUCAUUUGCAAGUGCUAUAAAUGUCUAUCUAUGGCUGUUUCAGGAACGAAUACCACUAGUCAUUUGCUGGUGUAACUAAUUCAAGACAACUUUGACCAUAAAAACCUAGAACUAAAAAUCCCAUUCUGGCUUUCAGCCACUCUGCAUUUGAUUGACAUUUAACAGUGAUUACUAAAUUGCCCGUAUAGAUAAUUGUGAUUUUUGUCUUCAAUGAGACAGUUAAGCUGGGCAGGCUAAGGGACAGACGUCUAACUUUUUGAGGUACCUGGAUAUUUAGCUGAUGUAAUUUUCUUUUAGCUGUUUGACAUUGUCAUAUAUAGUCCUGCUCAUGGAUCUAUCUUAUUUUUUUCAAAAUGCUUGUUGGCUCUGCCUAACACUGUCCCCACUGAUCUGGAUCUCAUAAAUGAACAGGUUUGUUGUUAAAGAGUAGCCCAAGCACCAAGUGUGAUGUUGUUGAUGUUUUACAAGACUUUCCUUGGUCCCUGACUCCCAAUAAAAGAAAUGUUGCAUUAACUGUGAA